This is a messenger RNA of Copidosoma floridanum, 546 nucleotides long. RefSeq lists its product as uncharacterized. The record is from RefSeq and is a predicted model, not a curated record. Lineage: Eukaryota; Metazoa; Arthropoda; Insecta; Hymenoptera; Encyrtidae.
GUAUACAAAUGUAAACAUAAGUACGUUCGCUCUUUUUGUUCACUCAAAAGUGUGCACUGUUUUUGGGCGUUUCAACGCCAUUUCUAAUAUCUAAGUACAUUUGAGUAUUUGUAUUUGCUAAUAUAAUAAGCAAAACGAGCACGUAUAAGCAUGGACUAUCAAAAUACCGAAAAAACGGCAGUAGAUGUCAAAAACUAUGAUUUCAACCAACACCUUGUAGACCGUGGUCAUACGAGAUUCAAGGCACCAUCAAAAGUAUGCAUUUGUAAAAGGUCAUACCAGCAUAUCUUGUGUCAUUUUUGUGGCCACUUAAUGUUUGGCAGGGUGCGUUAUACCUGUCAAAUGCAUCGAAUGACAAGCUAUUUGAUUGAUAUCACCAACUGUGUUAGGUGCAAGUCCAACGACUUUAACUUAUCAGAAUUGUCUAUAGUAUAAUCUAAGCUUUAUUCUUUAAAAAUCAAAAGUCCACUUGAUAAGUAUAGUGUAACAUUUUACUUAUAUUCUAAGAAGUCGUGUAAUGUACUUACGUACCUGGAUCUCGCAAAU